Molecule: messenger RNA, 1243 nt
Organism: Galdieria sulphuraria
Lineage: Eukaryota; Rhodophyta; Bangiophyceae; Galdieriales; Galdieriaceae
Exons: 2
Coding region: 52-1209 (385 amino acids)
Source: RefSeq, a predicted model, not a curated record
UAAGAGAAUCAGAAUCGGAGGAGAAGGAGAGAGAGAUAGGAUUGAGAGUGGAUGUCCAACCACAAGUCUAACAAGGUUUCUUCCUCCCUUUAUUUGUCUCAUAUUUGUAAAGAGAAGAAACUCUUUUGGAUUCAAGGCUUUCCUAUUAAGAGUCCAUGUUUGUCUUGUAUGGGUGUUAUACUGCGUUCCUACCGAAGUCUUCCAAAGUGUUACAACUUUGUAAGAUUUGUCCACCGUCAUGUUUUUCCUAGUACAAGUGCGUACAAAAUAGUUCAAAAAAACUUGAGUUCUCGUUUGACUCGGAAAACCAAAGCUCAGUUUCCUUGGCUUAUGACUAUGCAAAGGAGAACUCAUCAACCUUCACCUGUUGCUUCCUCUUCAAGUCUGAUAAAGAUAUCUCCUUCAGAGAUAACUGACUUUUGUGACCAAUUGGAAUCUUAUCAAUGUAACUGUAUUUAUGACUCCAGUACAAUUGAGUUGCAAGUCUUGCGUAAGGUGAAUCCUAUUUUAGCAAACGUAUUGUGUGUAGAAGACUGGGAUACUGUGCAAGAAGAGGCCAAUCAGAGCUAUCCUUGGACCUUUGAAAAUUUGGAGAUAUCUUUAUUUGUAGAGGGAAAGUUUCAAGUUCUUUUGGAAGGUGCCAAUGAUAUACUCACUUUGGAACGUGGAGAUAUCGUUAUCUUUCCCAAAGGUGCAAUUGGACAAGUGACUAUUCUGGAACAGUGUAGAAGAAGGUCUUUGGUUUGUACGGAAGUAGAGUGGAAUACCCGAUUUCACUGUGCUUUGGAUGCACUGAAGAGUAUAGAAGAUGAUAAGCAGUGGCUCAAAAGUGAACGUAUGAAACAACGUUUUCGAAACAAAGAAACUUUUCCUACUUGGGUUGGCUUUGUAUUAGCCGAUCUUAUUCAGUUGGGUGCAGCAUUCUCCAUUUUUUACUUUUGGGAUAAUGGACCUGGAACUUUUAUUAAGAAUCAUAUUUUGGUAUUUAUCUUGAAAAAGCUAAUCAUUCCUUUUGGUAUGUUGAGCGUUUUCUUAUCCAUUCUGGGUCAUCUCUACAUUGGCAUCGAACCACAUAUCAGCAAUGCUAGACUUAAAAAUGGAAUAGAAAACAUUUUCUAUUUUUUGGCACCCUCGAAUAUUAUUGUUGAGAAAAUCAAACAACAAAUGAAAGAGGAAGAAAACAAAACUGAAACUUGGGACAACCUCUAAGUGUCUUCUUCUUAAGAAGGAAUGCUUAUGGCGG